This is a messenger RNA of Xiphophorus couchianus (Monterrey platyfish), 7115 nucleotides long. RefSeq names its product aryl hydrocarbon receptor-like. Gene Ontology annotation, cellular component: nucleus; aryl hydrocarbon receptor complex. Gene Ontology annotation, biological process: xenobiotic metabolic process; response to xenobiotic stimulus; regulation of transcription by RNA polymerase II. Lineage: Eukaryota; Metazoa; Chordata; Actinopteri; Cyprinodontiformes; Poeciliidae. The record is from RefSeq and is a predicted model, not a curated record. Gene Ontology annotation, molecular function: transcription cis-regulatory region binding; nuclear receptor activity; protein dimerization activity. The coding region runs from base 281 to 3112 and encodes 943 amino acids. The transcript is spliced from 11 exons.
CGCGGCCCCGCUGCAGGUUGGAGUGGAAGAGGCUCUGCUGCUGUCUGCAAGCUGUCUGACCCGCAGGAGAGAUGCGCUAGAUUCUGGUGCAAACUGCGCCAACGCUCUGAGGAGCUGCUGCUCAGAGACAUAACUCUGCUGCGUUACUUUCCUGUCCAGUUCAUUCGUUGAUGCCUUUGGAUUUGUUAUUCCUAUUAUCGAACAUGAUGUAUGCGGGCGGAAGAUUCUAGCGGAACGUUGGCCGGUGGGUUCCGCGUGUCCUUCUAGAAAAGGAGCAGACAUGUAUGCAGGACGCAAGAGGAGAAAACCCGUCCAGAGAGCGGUGAAACAGCCACCUGCUGAGGGAACCAAGUCAAAUCCGUCCAAACGGCACAGAGACCGGCUGAACGGCGAACUGGAGCAACUGGCCAGCCUGCUGCCAUUUCCUGAGGAGGUCACUGCUAGUUUGGACAAACUAUCCAUCCUACGGCUGAGCGUCAGCUACCUACGAGCCAAGAACUUCUUUUCUGUUGCCCUGAGCAGUCAGAAGGGAGCCGCUGGAGCCAGAGGGAACAACGAGAAACCAGGAGGUGGAGAGAAGCAGGUGUGUGAAGGAGAGCUGCUGCUGCAGGCUCUCAAUGGGUUUGUCCUGGUCACUACUGCAGAUGGGACCAUUUUCUAUUCCUCUCACACCAUCCAGGACUACUUGGGCUUCCAUCAGACUGAUGUCAUUCACCAGAGUGUGUAUGAGCUUGUCCAUACAGAGGACCAGCAGGAACUGAGAAGAAACCUGCACUGGGCUUUGAAUCCUUCCCAGGCUGCAGGAUCUGCCAUGUCCCAGGACUCCCCCCAAGAGAUGGAACCUGACAGCAGCUCUUCUUUGGUCACCUACAACCCCAAGCAGCUUCCACCAGAGAAUUCCUCCUUCUUAGAGAGGAAUUUUGUGUGUCGCUUUCGCUGCCUGCUAGAUAACUCCUCUGGCUUCCUGGCUCUGAACAUCCAGGGCAGGCUCAAGUUUCUGCAUGGACAAAACCAGCAGCAGGAAAAUGGAGGGAAGGGCACAACUCAACUUGCCCUUUUUGCCAUUGCAACUCCUCUGCAGCCUCCGUCCAUCCUGGAGAUCAGGACCAAAAACAUGAUUUUCAGGACUAAACACAAGCUGGAUUUUACACCCUUGGCCUGUGAUGUGAAAGGGAAAAUUGUUCUUGGGUACACUGAGGCUGAGCUACGAGUUCGAGGAUCUGGCUAUCAAUUCAUCCAUGCAGCCGAUAUGUUGUACUGUGCUGAGAACCAUGUCAGAAUGAUAAAAACAGGAGAGAGCGGACUGACUGUGUUCAGGCUCCUCACCAAAGAGAAUAGCUGGAAAUGGGUCCAGGCCAAUGCCCGGCUGGUGUACAAGAACGGCAAACCAGACUACAUCAUCGCCACCCAGAGGCCACUUCUAGAUGAAGAGGGAGGAGAACAUCUGCGUAAGCGCUCCAUGCAUCUCCCCUUUACCUUUGCCACAGGUGAGGCCUUACUGUACCAGUCCAACCACCCCAUCGCGGACUUCAUCGAUGGAAGCCAGGAGAAAAACAGCAGCAAGUCCAAGAAAAGCCGAGCUGAAAGGCUGGCAAGGGAUGGCUUGGAUCCUGGUUCUCUUCUUGGGGCUCUCAUGAGUCAGGACCAGUCUGUAUAUGUUUACCAACCCAACACAACCUUUCACAGCAGUUUCAUUGGAGAGCAGACAAACUUCUCUGUCUCUGAACCUUCAAGGCAGAGCCAGAGCUGGGAUGUGCCUCAUAAUGGUGUUUUACAGCCAGGCAUUUCAGAACCCAGCGCCAGCUUCGACCCACUGCUAGCUACCCUGGAUUCUCUUACCCUGGAAGGUCAGGGUGUGGUGGAUGCAGAGGAUGGGAGCUGUUCCAACAGUGAGCUGUUUGGAGCUUUGGAAGGGCUGGGUCUUAGUGCCGAGGACCUGGAGCUGCUGCUCCUGGAUGAGCGAAUGAUCAGUGUGGAGAUGGAUUCUGACCGUGUGCCUACGUUGGAUGACCUGUUGACAAAUGACGAAAUCCUCUCAUAUAUCUACAACUGUAUUGAAGGUAGGGCUGUUUCCAUAGAGCAUGGGAGACAGGUCCUUCCUAGAACAACAGCAACGAUCCCUACCACAGUGUCGGCAUCUGAAAGUAAUCCCAGAUCUGGUGCAGAUGUGCAGAUACAUUUUCCUCACUGUAAGCCUUGCCUGGUGGGGCAGGCUCCUAUUGUGCAGCUGUCACAGCAGAUGCAGCAGCACCUCAACAUGCAAAAAGGCAGACUUGGCCAUGAUUGGAGCCAGCAUAGAGACCAGCUGACUAAUGGAGAGCUGCUGGGGCAUAAUCCAGGCCUCCACAAUGGACACUGGACAGCUCAGGACACUCUCAUCUGUGCAGGAUUGCAUCUCCAACACACAAACACUCAGCACAUGGUUUUCAGCAACAAGGCCACAGAGCUGGAUGGGCAGUUUCUCCAGCAACAAAUGCACCAACAGUUCCAACAUUAUCAGCAGUCAAUAACACAGAAGCAGCUCUCCGAGCACUGCCAUGUCCAACAAAGGUCAACCACUCUCAAUGGAAUGUGUGACGCCUUCUCCAACUGGUCCACAACUAAACCUCAGUGGCAGGAUUUUGAUUUCACUGAAAGUCCCGGUAACGACCCCUGUCCAGACAGCAGCCAGAAACCUAAUGCAAUUACUUCUUUAGACUUGUGCACUAAUUACAGAAUGGCAGAAAUGCCAAACGUGGAUUCCACUGUCAGUGGAAGUGCUUUGUAUGGGAAGGUUGGACAGCAGGACAGAAGUGAGUUCACAGUUUCAUCUUUCCAGCAGCAGCAAGAAGAGAUCGCCCUCCCCUCCAUUCAGUGCCCUCUCCCCAAAACAUCCCUGGAGCAGAUUGUGGGAGUUGGAAAACCCUGCAGUCAGCCAGACCGCAGUGACAUGAUGAGCUCCGAAGAUGGCAACGACCCAAGUAACAGUAAGAUGAAAGGCUGCAUCCUGGACACUUCCUAUCCUGGAGACUGUGUCAACGAGAAUGGAGCAGCGCCCCCUGCUGUCAAGGUGGUCAGUUCUGAGACUAUACCUCAAGUACCUGAAUCACAAGCCAGCGGCUUCUACCUCUGACCAAGUCAUUAUCAUGUAGCAGGACAGUGUGAAGAAGCAGAAACACAGUGACUGUAGCAGCCUUAUGCAUACAAAGAACAUGUUUUUUUUCUGUUCUUCUAUUUGCUUUUUGUGUGUACCGUAAUCUAACUCAUAUUAUCACAAGUUUGUUGUUUACAGUCUUUAAGUGUGAAGAGUCUAAGUUAUGUUGAUGAGUCGAAAUGAGAAUGAUGUCAAGGUGAAUUUAGGAAUGUGUUCAUUAACAUGAUUAACUAGUGGAAGCUGAAUAUCAGCCGACAUGUGACAACUGAACAAGUUCAAAUGAACAGAGGGAAAUCUGUUGUCAUAUUUUAAUUUCAGCAGAUCUUUUGUGUGUAUUUUCUUUGACAAUACACAAACCUGAGAUUUGGUCAAUUCAGAUGAUAGUUGAAUAUCAAGAAUGUACAGUGAUAUCUAGAAAGACUCAAUUUAAAGUAACACCACUUCAAUAAGCUCCAGCCAUCCCCAAACUGUGCAGUAUUUCUUUUUCUACAACAGGAAAAUGCCUCCAGAGCCGCUGUGGACUUGUGUUCACUUCUUCCUGUCCAUGUGGGAUGUGCAGACUGUCACUUAUUUCUUAUUCCUCCUGGUAAAGAUGUUUAAAUCCAGCUAUUAUUGAAAGAGCAAGAUCUCAACCUGGACGUUUUAGGAAAAAAAUAGUCUACUUUUAAUUUAAAUACAUUUAUUUGGUGGGAAAAAACUGCUGUUAAAAAUAACUUUUUAACAUAAUAAUGGGUGGCACAAUUACUGGUACUAAAAAUAGUCUCUUUAGAGUAAAUUUAACUGAAGUGUUUGAUCCUAACAUCACAAAUAUAAACAUGUACAGUCUUGUGAACUCUACUGAGACUUUAACUAGGACUGUGUGCUUUAAUCAGUCUAAGUUGGUUUAAAUUGAAGCAAAUGAUAGAUAUGUGGAAGAACUCCUGAGGCCCACUGUGAAGCAUGGUGGAAGAUCCAUGUUGCUGUGGGCUGGUUUCUCUGGUGGACUCUACUAGUAAACUGGUAGUACCUCAUCACUGGAUUUUUGAUCCACCUUUUCUGAGUCGAGCAUCACAGAAAAGGUUAACCAAAGCUAAACCUUGAUCUGAAGAGAAGAAAGCAUCAGGGAGGGUCAAAGGUCACUCUCUAAACGCUCCAGCCUUGUGAAGCAUUAAAGGUGAAGAUCUUGUUCUACAAGAUCUAGCAAACAGUAUUAAUAGCAGGACAUUGAUAGUGAAUUUAAAACAAUCAUUUCUUGACUCGCUGUUUAUUUCUCCACUGAAUAAAUGAACUCACACUGGAGAUUUUAAAGUAUUUUCUUAUUGUGAGAUGAUGCUGCUGAAUAUAACUCCAAUUAUACACAUCUUUACUAGCAUUACAACUAACUUUAUAAAUCCCUGCUAGCAGUGAAAUUUUUGUACCAUGAUGAUGGAACUUGGAUCUGUAAACCUAGACGCUGCUCAGAUACCGAGGAUUCAUAUCAGCUGCUUAAGGUUUUCUAUGUAUUUGCAGGGUAACAGUGAGACGUUGUUCCCUAGAAAUGCUGCUGAAUUUCUAGAAACUAACAUCUGACAAAUUCAGAUAAGUUUCUGCACGCAUUUGUCAUCUUCAGUCUAAACAAACCAUUCAAAAUAUUUCUUUGGUAAAUCCUCCCAUCACACUGUGAGAAUGUCAUGUUUUAGCAGUAAUAUUCUCUACAUGUUUGGCAUUUAGAAAUAUGGAUGGAGAAAAUGAUGAAUAGAAAUACUGAGCACUUUAUUUCAAGCAAACACUAAAUGCAGAUGUUAUAAUGCUGAGUUUCUUUUGGAAAACAAAGUAUACUUGUUUUGAGGACCACUCUGGAGGAUUUCUUUUCAUCACAAACUCAAGUGCUUCAAUAGAGUUUAUUCUGUUAGAUUUUCUUUUUUGUGUUUACUUAUUAUUGCAAACAGUUGGAUGUGUUUUCCUCCUGUCCCUGUAAUUCCUACCACUGCUGGACGUUGUGGACUUGAUUUGAGGAAAUUAUCUGUACAAGGAAAGCAGAAAAUGAUCCUUCUCUUCUAACAUGGAGUAGCUCUUGCUCUGCAGAAACACUUAAGUCCAGACACAUGCAUAAAAAUUCCGUUAACCCUUUUAGAAGAACAGUCCAUAAUUUUUCCAAGUCAUCUUAUUGUGAAGAGAUGAAAACGGACGUAAACACACCAAAUGUCUGAUUCUAAAUAUCUGCUCCAAUGUCUUACUUUUCUUCUUCAGAGGUUGUAAUUAAAUCAGGUGAAAACGUUCAGGUCCACAGUACUGAAGAGCCCUUAGAAAACUGUAAGAUGUAAUAAACCAAAUGGUGGACAUAGAGUUGAUACUACAUAUUUACAUCCACAGUAUAAAAAAGACAGAACCUUUUUUUUUCCCUGUGUCUGACAUCAAAUCAGAUUAAACGUUACUGUUUAGGUCAGUACAGGUUACCAAAAUUAUUUAUAUUUGCUAAAUGCCAGAAUUCGGAGAUCACUUUUCUUUUAUUUUCUAAAAUUUCCUGCAGUUUGAAUUGCCCUUUAAACCCUAGCUUGGGUCAAAGGUGUUGUGUUUCCUUCCAGAAACUUCUCACAACAGUUUGCUGGAGUUCUGGUUCAUUCCUCCUGAUAGAACUGGUGGAACUGGGUCAGGUUUGUUAGCUGCUUUACUCUCACACACCUGUUUAGAUGUACCCACAACUUUCACCCCAUGAGUCUACAAGACUCAUUUCAUUGUGGAUAAUUUUGUGGUUUUCAGCUUUAGCCAACAUGUUCACAAAGUCUUUCCUCUUCUGCUGUGGAGCUGAUCCACACAUUUUACAUCUAAACAUGGACUUCUCUAGAACACAGAACCUGCUUCAUGACAGAACAUUCGCAUGGUGUUUAUUGUGUAUAUUUGUGUUAAGAGAAGAAAUGAAACCCUAACCCAAAUGAACCAGACUUAAUGAGAUCCGCAAUUCUCUUCUGUUGGUUUCGCUGGGUGUUUGAAGUAUGAAUUACUUCAGUUUAACUUAAAUGUUGUAAAUUAAACUAUGAGAAUCAUAUGAAGCUAUAGCAUCAUUGUCUGGACUUUCCAAUUCCCAGGCAAAGUAAAUUCAGUAUAAGUAAAGUUCUGACUUUAAAGAAAGGUAAUAUAUUUCUAUACUUUCUCACUGUUCUGGUAUUUUAUGCAUUGAAACAUUCUUGGUGACCUUAACUGACCCAAAACAGGAAAGGUUUAAAUGUCACACUGUGAGGAAAAAAGAACAUUCUUCAUCUUUUUGUACAGUCUGUCAGGAUCAGAUUUGUAGAUGGAUGCUGGAGGGAAGCAGCUCUGAAUGUCUAGGAAAACCCAGGAAAACGACUGAAACGUGUAGCUGAGGAGAAUUAUUCAGAUUAGCGAAAGAUGCUAAAAGAGAUUUUCACUUAGUAAUUCAGUUAAUAAUAUUGACAUGCAUUAACAGCAUUAUUGUUUCUAAUGAGAUGGUACACACACGGAGAUGUUAGCGAGUCAGUUUGCUAUACUUAAUAAACUUCUGUGAAAUUCUAACAAUGUGAAAAAAAUGUGUAUAUUAAGAAGUUACUGGUAUGUACAUAAUUUUAUGUUGAGUAUCAUUUGGAGCACAAUUCUUUUGACUAUAUCAAAGUUAUCAUUUGUUUUGUAUUUGUAAAAGUUCUCAUGAUAAAACGGAUUCUGUGACAGCCUGAAAACAGUGCCAUACAGCAGAGCUUUGUGUCAGUAGGCUGAGUUGUUAUAGAGUCUGAAUCUUUUGUAGCCACAGGAAGUUUCAAAUGGGGCUGCUGUGGAUUGUUACUGUGAUCACUGUGCUCUCUUUUUCAUUUUUCCUCUUGGACUAAAACCAUUUGUGCAGCUGUGGGACUGCUCACUCAUACUUCACCAUCUCUGAAUGCUCCUGUUUAUUGUUCACAUGACAGGAAGCAGCAGGAGUCUCCAUCCACUGUCAGACUCCUUGCUGUGGAUCCCUGAAAUGAAAAGGUGCUAUGUGUCCCAGCAUUAAUAAAUCAUUACCACAUGAACUGAA